AUGAUAUCUAAUGCUUCAACUUCAACUUCAACUUCCUCCUCCACAUCUAUUUCUGCAGCUGAUAUCAAUGUCACUCCUCUGAGACAGCUAGUCAUUAUGUCAACACGUAGUGAUAGAGAUUGGAUGUACAAAAGGUUAGAUCAUGGGUAUCUUAGCAUAACAUAUCAUGCAUCCGUCAAAGGAUUUCUAGAUGUUGCUUUUUCUAAUGAAGCAACUGUUGAUGGAGAUUAUAUUAGAUGUCCUUGUUUUAAAUGCAAGAACAUGUAUUAUAAAACAAGAGGUGAUGUAGAGCUUCACUUGUUACAAAACGGUUUCAAUCCUAAUUACACAACUUGGUGGGCACAUGGUGAAAGAAAUACGAUAUCUCAGCAUGAGGAAGAAUCUUCUAAUCCGAUGCAGGAUCCGAUGGAAGAUGAUGAUGAUGAUGAUGUUAAUGGGUGUACACAAAUGUUGAUGGAUGAUUUGAAAGAUUGGUGGGCUGUCGUCAAGACAAAACCAAGGGGUGUAUAUGAUCUACGACAAUGUGUUACUGAAGAAGAUGAUGAUGAGGAUGAAGAGGACCAAUUCUUUCAAGAAAGUGAAGCGACUUUACCUUCUACAAGUAGCGGUGCAAAUGAGGUGGCAGGACCCCUUUCUCAUGUAAUUGAAGGAGAAAUAGAAGAAGUUAAUGACAAUGACAUUGAGAGAGAAGAGGAUGAAGAAGUUGAUGAUAACUUGGAUGAUUCAUCCGAAGAUGAUAUUGAAGAUGAAAACAUAUGUGAUGAUAAUUCUGAUGAUGAGUAA
Lactuca saligna is the source of this 783-nucleotide messenger RNA. The record is from the annotation of a GenBank genome assembly. NCBI's taxonomy places the organism in Eukaryota, Viridiplantae, Streptophyta, Magnoliopsida, Asterales, Asteraceae.